Messenger RNA from Prorocentrum cordatum, 465 nucleotides. The record is from the annotation of a GenBank genome assembly. NCBI's taxonomy places the organism in Eukaryota, Dinophyceae, Prorocentrales, Prorocentraceae.
AUGCGGAUCUUAGUGCAUGAAAGCUCCAUAGUUGCCAUCAGUUUGUUAUAUUUGGUUUUGGACGCGGUCGGCGGCAGCUCUAGCCACGAUUGUUCUUGUUGCGUCUCGUCAUCAAGCGUGGCAGAUCGCGUAUUCCAGACACGCGAUGUUGUCACAACCCAGGCAAUGGGUGCGAGGUGUGCUGUCGCCGCAGAUUUUGAUGGCGAUGGUGAUAUGGACUUGGUUUCUGCAUCGGCCGUCGACAACACUGUUGCUUGGUUCCAGAAUGACGGAAGUGGGCACUUCGGUGGCCCACAGCAAGUCACAUACAGCAGCAAUGGUGCCCGCAUCGUAACAGUUGGCGACAUUGAUGCCGAUGGGAAGAUCGACAUCAUAGUGGCGAGCUACUACGAUCACACAGUGGGUUGGUUCAAAAACGAUGGUGCUGGGAAUUUUGGCAACAUUCAUAUCACAAUUCUGCCUUGA